This is a messenger RNA of Lodderomyces margitis, 207 nucleotides long. RefSeq lists its product as uncharacterized. The record is from RefSeq and is a predicted model, not a curated record. The coding region runs from base 1 to 207 and encodes 68 amino acids. Lineage: Eukaryota; Fungi; Ascomycota; Pichiomycetes; Serinales; Debaryomycetaceae. The transcript is spliced from 2 exons.
AUGGGGGUAGAUACAGAUCAAAUCGGCAUUUGGUGCACAAAUUCAGAUGGACUGGCUGCAUACACAGGUGCUGCUUAUGAAACUCAACGCUGGGCAUGCAUGCUAGUGGUGUUGACGGUAUUGGUUAAUACUGUGUUAGGUUUGCAUUUGGGAUAUGAGAUAAGCGAAGAUUGUUGUGAUGUGGUAAUGAUGAAGCUUUAUUCAUGA